CGCCAAGAGAAACGCACGGUGCAGAUACAUAUGUGCAGUUAGUGUAAUCGUAUUCUCCGCGCGAGGCAGCUGUGGAAGAUGGAAUUUGUGCUUCAAAAAAAAAAUACUACUCGACCAACAAGUUUACACAAUGGGAACGUUCACGAAAAUCCUUCUAAGCGCUGCGUGCGUCGCGUUCCUGGCUGUCAAGUGGAAUGCGCCCCGUUUCGAUCCAGAGUCUCUCCGAGGUGCGAGGGUCUUGGUGACCGGGGCCAGUGCGGGCAUCGGUGAACAGAUAGCCUAUCACUACGCAAAAUUCGGGGCCCAGAUCGUCAUUACAGCCCGGAGGGAGAAAGUGUUACAGAAGGUGGUGGAGAAAUGCCUGAGUCUGGGCGCCCAGAAGGCUCUCUACGUCGCGGCAGACAUGGCCAGCGAGACGGAGCCCGACAGAGCGUUGGACUUUGCCGUGGAGAACCUCGGCGGGUUGGACUACCUGGUGCUCAACCACAUCGGCCCGAGCCCCUUCAGCAUGUGGGAAGGAGACGUGGAGCACACCCGGUGGCUGAUGAAGGUCAACUUCUUCAGCUACGCUCAGAUGGCUUGGAGAGCGUUGGCUUCCCUCGAGCAGAGUAACGGAGCGCUGGUGAUCGUUUCAUCGCUGCUGGGUAAAAUGCCCAGUCCCUUCGCGGUGCCGUAUACCUCGACGAAAUUUGCCCUGAACGGUUUCUUCGGGGCUCUUCACCACGAGCUGGUUAUGAAGAAAAGCAACGUGUCCAUCUCCAUAUGCACGCUGGGGCUCAUUGAUACCGACGCGGCGAUGGAUAAAGUCAGGUCAGUCAAGUCCCGAUGCUUAUUCGGCAAGCACGUCACCACGUUACGGCGGUGCUUUUCUGUAUCCUUGCAGGGACUUCACCAACGUACCGGCGUACCCCGCCGCCGCCGCCGCCCUGAACAUCAUCAUCACGGGGGCCACGAGGCAGCCGGAGCUCUUCUACCCUUGGUUCAUCCACAUUGUGACUCUGAGCAAAGACUGGUUCCCUUUCAUCACCGACUACGUCAUCCAGAACUCCUACAGCUACACCCCGUGAACAGAAAACUGAAUUCUGCAUUUGCUAUGGUCGACUGGUGGAGAGAAAACACCCAAAACACUAUAUAAGUUGCAUCUGUGGCGUUGACCAAUACCCUCAGAUAAAGCCUGUUAUAAAUGUAAACACUUUUUUUUUAUUGUAAGUAAUCAACAGUGUCAUUGUUGAUAUCUACUGGCUUUUUAAUUUUUUUUUUACCUCGUUCACCUCGUGUCUUUUUAAAAUGUAUGGAAUUUUGUAUUGCA
Pseudoliparis swirei is the source of this 1309-nucleotide messenger RNA. RefSeq names its product hydroxysteroid (11-beta) dehydrogenase 1-like a (gene hsd11b1la). Gene Ontology annotation, molecular function: oxidoreductase activity. The transcript is spliced from 5 exons. The coding region runs from base 131 to 1135 and encodes 334 amino acids. Gene Ontology annotation, cellular component: intracellular membrane-bounded organelle. NCBI's taxonomy places the organism in Eukaryota, Metazoa, Chordata, Actinopteri, Perciformes, Liparidae. The record is from RefSeq and is a predicted model, not a curated record.